GCUGGAGAACCUGCUGCGGCGGGAGCUCAGCUUGCGUGUCAGGUCACGUUCGGCAGUGGCGCGAGCCCCAGCGCGCGCACCUGUGGCCACUUCCCAGCCCUCCCUGCUUGCGCUCCGGGCCGCCGCAAGACCAGAAUGGCCACCCCGCCGAAGAGGAGCUGCCCAUCUCUCGCGACCGGCUCUAAGGGGACCCGCAUCAAGAAAAUUGCCAUCGAAGGCAACAUCGCUUCAGGGAAGACAACAUUCGUGAAUAUCCUUAAACAGGUCUGUGAGGAUUGGGAAGUGGUUCCUGAACCUGUUGCCAGGUGGUGCAAUGUUCAAAAUGCUCAAGGAGAUUGUGAGGAACUGACGACAUCUCAGGAAAGUGGUGGAAAUGUUCUUCAGAUGAUGUAUGAGAAACCUGAACGAUGGUCUUUUACCUUCCAGUCAUAUGCCUGCCUCAGUCGAAUACGAGCCCAGCUUGCCUGUCUUGAUGGCAAGCUCAAAAACGCAGAGAAACCUGUAUUAUUUUUUGAGCGAUCUAUAUAUAGUGACAGGUAUGUCUUUGCAUCUAAUUUGUAUGAAUCUGACUGCAUGAAUGAAACAGAGUGGACAAUUUAUCAAGACUGGCAUGACUGGAUGAAUCAACAGUUUGGCCAAAGCCUUGAACUAGAUGGAAUCAUUUAUCUUCGAGCCACUCCAGAGAAAUGCUUGAAUAGAAUAUAUUUACGGGGAAGAAAUGAAGAACAAGGCAUUCCUCUUGAAUAUUUAGAGAAGCUUCACUAUAAGCAUGAGAGCUGGCUACUGCAUAGAACACUGAAAACCAACUUUGAUUUUCUACAAGAAAUCCCUAUCUUAACAUUGGAUAUUAAUGAAGACUUUAAAGACAAACAUGAUGGUCUGAUUGAAAAGGUCAAAGAAUUUUUGAGCACUUUGUGAUUUUGCUGAAGACUACAGGCAGCCAGAUGAUUCCAGGUAAUCAAGGAUGAUAAUUUUGUGGGUUAAACAUUCCAGAUGCACUGAUCUUUGAAAGGGAGACUUUGUCUCAAGUCCUACACUCACCAUGAAUAUUGAAACUAUUUCAUGAUAUUGUACAGGGUUUUUUUGUUUGUGUGUGAUACAAAUGAAUUUUCGUACUAAAUAUUAGCUUAAUAAAUAAGUAUAAACCUCA
Enhydra lutris kenyoni (northern sea otter) is the source of this 1150-nucleotide messenger RNA. RefSeq names its product deoxycytidine kinase. The coding region runs from base 136 to 918 and encodes 260 amino acids. The transcript is spliced from 8 exons. Gene Ontology annotation, biological process: nucleobase-containing compound metabolic process. Gene Ontology annotation, cellular component: cytoplasm; mitochondrion. The record is from RefSeq and is a predicted model, not a curated record. Gene Ontology annotation, molecular function: ATP binding; deoxycytidine kinase activity. Lineage: Eukaryota; Metazoa; Chordata; Mammalia; Carnivora; Mustelidae.